AUGGAUUUGAUCCGAAGCUUCCACGCGAAGCUACGGUCUCUGGCCAUCACCCUCGACAGCGAGACGGCCCGGCUGCAGCGAGCGCUGGACGGAGAGGAGAGCGACAUUGAAGAUUAUCCAGUGAGAAUUUUAUGUGACCUUCUUUCUGAAGUCCAGACUCUAAAGGAUGAUGUCAUUCUUCUUCUUGAUAAAGCAAGUUCGGAAAGUCAAGAAAGCAUUGGUUUCAUAAAGGCAACAAAAGUACUAAUGAAAAAAAAUUCAAUGGAUAUCAUGAAAAUAACUGAGUUUUUCCAGAAGUAUGGAUAUAAUCCGCGUGCCAAGAAAAGCUCAGCGGAUGAACAAGAAAUCACUGACUCUGACUCAGAGUCCACUAAGCAUGAAAAUGUCCAAAUGCCUGAUGUGAAGGACAGUCUGUCCAAUCCUGCUGUUCCAAGCACUGCUAGUUCUGAGAAGUCUCCACGGAGUCCCCAACUUUCAGAUUUUGGGCUGGAGCGGUACAUGAUAUCCCAAGUUCCACCAAACCCUCCACAGGCAGUAAACGACCAUGAAGAAGAGCCCAGAAUUGUAACUCCAUCUUCCAAGCAGUCCGUAGUUAAAGUACUAAAAACUCCAAAAUGUGCCCUAAAGAUGGAUGAUUUUGAGUGUGUAACUCCUAAAUUAGAACACUUCGGUAUCUCUGACUGUACUGCGUGUUUGAAUGAAGAUUACACGAUGGGACUUAAAAAUAUGAAGGAGAAUAAAAGUGAGGAGGCCAUAGAAUCAGAACCGGUGACCAGUAAUCAUUUCUUUGCUACUCCUGGCCUCAUAAUCCAGCAGUUGAAAAAAAAUGAUGGCGACUAUACAGAUUCCCCCUUGGCACCCACGUUCUGCACUCCUGGUUUGAAAAUUCCUUCUACAAAGAACAGUAUAGCUUUGGGAUCCACAAAUUAUCCAUCAUCGGAAACAAAUAGUUCAUCAAACGAUUUGGAAAUGAAAGACUGUACAUCGUUAGUUUUAAAUUCGGAGAAGUGUUUUGAGAGUUUUGCGGAUCCCUCUUCUCCCGUAAUUUCUUCUUACGAGAAUCUGCUGAGAACACCUACACCUCCAGAAGUCACUACCAUUCCAGAAGAUAUUCUUCAGAUUUUAUCAAAAUACAACUCGAACCUAGCUACUCCAGUGGCAGUGAGAGCCGUGCCACCCGGCAAAGCGUUCCUCGCCAAAUACGGAGCGCCACCGAGCGUCCGAGGUGCUGGCAACAAAGAAAACUGGUGA
This is a messenger RNA of Puma concolor (puma), 1251 nucleotides long. RefSeq names its product spindle and kinetochore associated complex subunit 3 (gene SKA3). The record is from RefSeq and is a predicted model, not a curated record. Gene Ontology annotation, biological process: chromosome segregation; mitotic cell cycle. Gene Ontology annotation, cellular component: kinetochore; spindle microtubule; outer kinetochore. NCBI's taxonomy places the organism in Eukaryota, Metazoa, Chordata, Mammalia, Carnivora, Felidae.